Molecule: messenger RNA, 1358 nt
Organism: Panicum virgatum (switchgrass)
Lineage: Eukaryota; Viridiplantae; Streptophyta; Magnoliopsida; Poales; Poaceae
Product: protein THYLAKOID FORMATION1, chloroplastic-like
Exons: 5
Coding region: 133-984 (283 amino acids)
Biological process (GO): photosystem II assembly; thylakoid membrane organization; protein import into chloroplast stroma
Cellular component (GO): chloroplast thylakoid
Source: RefSeq, a predicted model, not a curated record
GCUACCCAGACGAACAAUAGCCUUUCCUCGCACUCGCUCCCCUGCAUUUACCAUUUUGCCCUCGUCGGCGGCGCCGACCAGCCGCCGCCGCGUCCGGCGAAACGACCGGCUGUAGGACCAAAGGGGUGCUCCAUGGCGGCCAUAUCGUCGCUUCCCUUCGCGGCGCUGCGCGGAGCCUCCGAGUGGAGGCUGUCGUCCACGGCGGCGGCCGUCUCCGGUACCGUCGUGCUCAGCGCGAGGGCUCGGCGGUCCUCGCGCUCGGUGGUGCGGUGUGUGGCCACGGCGGGCGAUGUCCCACCUACUGUUGCAGAAACAAAGCUGAACUUCCUUAAGUCAUACAAACGCCCUAUCCCAAGCAUUUACAGUACAGUCCUACAAGAACUUUUGAUUCAGCAACAUCUGAUGAGAUACAAAAGAACCUAUCAGUACGAUCCUGUGUUUGCUCUUGGUUUUGUUACUGUCUACGAUCAGCUCAUGGAAGGGUACCCCAGCAACGAGGACCGGGAUUCCAUCUUCAAGGCAUAUAUAACAGCGUUAAAUGAAGAUCCUGAUCAAUACAGAGCUGAUGCACAAAAGAUGGAAGAGUGGGCACGUUCUCAGAAUGGUAACUCGUUAGUUGACUUCUCCAGAGAUGGAGAAAUAGAGGCCAUUCUGAAAGACAUAUCAGAAAGGGCCAAGGGUACGGGAAACUUCAGCUACAGUCGGUUCUUUGCAGUUGGCUUGUUCCGUUUGCUUGAGCUUGCAAAUGCAACGGAGCCAACAGUUCUAGACAAGCUUUGCGCUGCAUUAAACGUCAAUAAAAGAAGUGUGGAUAGGGACCUCGAUGUUUACCGCAAUAUACUCUCGAAGUUGGUUCAAGCUAAGGAACUUCUCAAGGAAUACAUCGAUAGGGAAAAGAAGAAGAGAGAAGAAAGAUCAGAAGCUCCAAAGCCGAACGAAGCUGUUACGAAAUUUGAUGGAAACCUUUAUUCCAUGAGGCAUUAGGUCAGCCUUUCGCAGAGGAGGGUCACCACGGAUAACAGAAUUAACAGUAACAUCUGGACUGUAUCGAGAAAUAUCAAUCCUUUCACCACAGAGACAUCUUUGGCUGCUCGUCGUGUGGUGUAGCAUUCUGCCGUACAAAAGGAUGCAGAUUAUUCUUACUAUUGGACAGAUAUUUUGUAUUUAUCUCAUGUGUCUUCAAAUGUAUUCAUUCUCUUCGCUUGGUCGAAAGUAUAUGAAGAGGUAUGUGGGGAUCAAUGUUACUCAUAAGCUGAGAAAUAUAGCUUUCCUCUUUUUGUAUCUCGGUGGCGAUAACUCGAGGCUGUGUGUGUUCACUAGUAUAUUGUGAUGAUCAGUUGAUGUGUUGUUUAUCUGAA